AUGGCGAUCUGCGCGCAGUCGUUCGGCGUUUUCUGCCUCUUCGCGAUCCAAACUGUACUUCUCAUUUACGUUUCCACGCCGACAGCCGGGACCCACCUCUUCCCUCAGCACUACACAAUGAUUCACUGGGCUGGACGUAUUGAGAAGGAGCUGGAAAAGGUUCUUCAGCACGUCACCGGAACUCAGCAGAUGAGAUCGAUUUAUAAUGAGAAGAAGAGCCAGUUUGAAAUCAAGAGAAACAACCCAAAGGACUUGGUAGAGCGAGUUGCGCGAGACAUAUCCAAGCUGCUCAACAGCAAGAGAAAAGCCCUGGAGAAACUGGCCAAGGAGGCUGAGCUGCUUCAGAAGGAGCACGUAUGGCAAGAUGGUGUAACGGAGAAUGCCAUUUCAUACUACGAUUCCAAAGCGGAUUCAGACUAUCAGACGGAGGACGGAGAAGAGGAACUCCCAAUCGAGACCUCGACCUCUUUGGAGCUGGAGUUUGUGGAUGAUCCCAAUUUUAAGAAUAAGGUCAACUAUUCAUCCAGCGCGGUGCAGAUUCCUACAGACAUAUACAAAGGCUCCCCUGUCAUCCUAAACGAAUUAAACUGGACUCAAGCGCUAGAGAGGUUCUUCAUUGAAAACCGCAGAGAGGACAGCUCUCUUCGCUGGCAGGUGUUUGGCAGCGCCACAGGAGUGACACGAUACUACCCAGCAACUCCAUGGAGGGCACCAAACAAGAUUGACCUAUAUGAUGUCCGCAGAAGACCAUGGUAUAUCCAAGGUGCAUCGUCUCCAAAAGACAUGGUCAUAAUAGUAGACGUGAGUGGAAGUGUCAGCGGACUUACUCUGAAGCUCAUGAAAACCUCCGUGAUUGAGAUGCUGGACACACUAUCAGACGAUGACUAUGUGAAUGUGGCCAGGUUCAAUGAAAAGGCUGAUGCUGUCGUUCCAUGCUUCCGGACUUUGGUCCAAGCCAACGUUCGUAACAAGAAGAUCUUCAAGGAAGCCGUCAUGCAUAUGCAAGCCAAAGGAACCACAGAUUACAAAUCUGGCUUCACAUUUGCUUUUGAGCAGCUUCUCAAUGAGAGCAGUGCCCCGAGGGCCAACUGCAAUAAGAUGAUAAUGAUGUUUACAGAUGGUGGGGAGGAUCGUGCCCAGGAUAUCUUUGAAAAGUACAACUGGCCAAACAAAACAGUGCGAGUUUUUACGUUCUCUGUUGGCCAGCAUAAUUAUGAUGUCACCCCACUGCAGUGGAUAGCGUGUGCUAAUAAAGGUUAUUACUUCGAAAUUCCAUCGAUUGGAGCCAUAAGAAUCAACACACAGGAGUACUUGGAUGUGCUGGGCCGUCCCAUGGUGCUAGCUGGGCCUAAAGCCAAGCAGGUGCAGUGGACAAAUGUCUACCAGGAUGCGCUGGGUUUGGGCCUCGUCAUCACCGGGACGAUGCCAGUCUUCAACCUUACUGUAGAUAGUGUAAGCUCUCAGAAUCAACUCAUCCUGGGAGUUAUGGGAGUAGAUGUUGCAAUCAACGAAAUAAAAAAGAAGACACCGACGUACAGACUUGGAGCUAACGGUUAUACCUUUGCCAUCGACCCAAACGGUUAUGUGCUGCUGCAUCCUAACCUACGACCCAGGAUCAUUAACUUCAGGGAGCCUGUCACCCUGGAUUUCCUGGAUGCAGAACUAGAGGACAGCAACAAAGAGGAGAUACGUCGACAGAUGAUUGAUGGCAAAUCGGGGCAAAGAAAAAUCAAGACGCUCAUUAAGUCAGUUGAUGAGAGGUACAUUGAUGAAUCUAUGCGGACAUACACAUGGACUCCUGUGGAUGGCACAGAUUACAGUCUAGGGUUGGUAUUGCCUACGUAUAGCGAGAACCACAUCAAGGCCAACCUAAGUGACCAGAUCCUCCAGGUGCAGUUGCCAUACACCAAGGAUUUUGAAUCACUGCUGCCAAACAGUUUUGAGUCUGAAGGACAUGUAUUCAUUGCUCCCAGGGAGUACUGCAAUGAUCUUGAACUAUCCAACAACAACACGGAGUUCCUGCUCAACUUCAUUGCUCUUAUGGAAAAAGUGACACCGGACUCCAAACAAUGUGACAAUUUGCUCCUUCACAACCUGAUUCUGGACACUGGCAUCAUCAGACAGCUGGUUGAGAAAGUGUGGAAGAAUAAAGAUUUGAAUACAUACGGUUUCCUAGCCGUGUUUGCUGCGACUGAUGGAGGUAUAACAAGAGUUUUCCCAAACAAAGCUGCAGAAACCUGGGAGGAAGACCCUGAGCCGUUUAAUGCCAGCUAUUACCGCCGCAGCCUCGACAACAAGGGCUACAUCUUCAGAGCACCUUAUCGAACAGCCAGAGAUGAGCUACUGAACCCAGAAAAUGAUACCAUAGGCAUUCUGGUCAGCACAGCUUUGGAGAUAACAGUAGGAGGGAAGACCAUCAAGCCAGCAGUUGUCGGAGUGAAGUUGGACCUUGAAGCCUGGACUGAUAAGUUCAAGAUUCUUGCAAGCAAUCACACAGACAACCGUCAAGGCUCAAACAUGUGUGGACCAAACAGGGGCUGUGAGAUGGACUGUGAAGCCAACAGUGAUGAUCUCCUGUGUUAUUUAAUAGAUGACGGUGGAUUCCUUAUCAUGUCCAAUCAGAGGAAUGACUGGAACAAGGUGGGAAUGUUUUUAAGUGAUGUUGACCCCAGCUUGAUGUACGCUCUCUACAACAACUCCUUCUACAAUCGCAAGCAGUCGUUUGAUUACCAGUCUGUGUGUGAGCGGCUGACGAACAAUGAAGCUGGGGCUGCACACAGAGGAGUGUUUGUGCCCACAAUUGCAGAUUUUGUUAAUCUAGCAUGGUGGACAUCAGCUGCUGCAUGGUCCUUAUUCCAGCAGCUUUUAUAUGGACUGGCCUACCACAGCUGGUUUGUCACAGAUGAGGUGGAUGCAGACGGAAUGGACUUAAAAGAAAGGAGUUGUGUAAUGAUCCAGACCCAGUAUUACUUAAGUAAUCUCACCAGUUCCUACAACAUUCUGCAAGACUGUGGCAACUGCUCCAGGUUGAUUCAUGCCAAGAGGAUAAACAACACCAACCUGCUGUUUGUGGUAGCAGAAAAGAUUCUGUGUGACUCCUGCGAGAUAGAGCGUCUCUCCCAAGAGGUGGAAGAGUUCAAAGAGGAGAACCCAUGUGAAGAAAUGACUGUGGCACGUUAUCGAAAAGGACCCUCCACCUGCUUCGACAACAACAUUGCUGAGAACACAUCAGACUGCGGGCGAGGUCACGCCUUCCGUCCGCCCCUCUACACUUUACUGCUCAUUCAGCUGCUGCUGCUUUAUCCGGCUUUUAGUCCCCACGUUCACUCUCUUCUACAUUAAUUCCAUUCUCUUGCGCUUACCCUACUUUUAUCCCUCCUCCGCUUCUAUCCCCUUCUUAAAACUCUCUCCCACCCCACCCUCAUUCCCUUACACCCUUCCCCCCUGGUAUAGUCAUAGGUAAUAAUGGGACUUCCCGUCACAGCAAGUCGGAAGCCCGGAGUGCCGCACUACCCGGUCUGUUUCGCUUUGUGACAACUGCCAGAUGUUAUUGUCCUCAGCCAGUUAACCUUCAUCUGCAGGAAGAGGGGGUGUUGCCAGACCACCUGGACCAUCAGAGGCAACUCAGAAAAGAGAAAACAACAGCCCCAUGAGCACCUCACAAUCCCGAUUAGGAGGGGAGAUAAAGACAUGUAGAUCUUGCCAUUACAGACCUCACACCAUGUAAAGACUGGAAAAUCGAAGUUGCCUCUCCGCCUACCACCUUCAACAGGACUUCUCCUCCUUUGUCUCCUCCAUCUAGAGUCUCAGUACUCCAGUAUAUGCCUCUGGUGAGGCUGUGGACCAUUCAGCCAGUUAUAGCCACCAUUGAUGAAUAUAACAGAAAAAAAAGUAUACAAAAGUAUACAAAAUGUCUAGUAUUUACUGCUGAAGUGACAACUAUUCCAAAAAUACAGCAUAUUUAGAUCGCAAUUUGAGAAGGAAGUUAAGUGGUAACGUAAAAAAGAACAUUUAUGCGCUACAUCGGUUUGCCAAAAUGAGAUAUACUUUGACGUUGUCUUAUUUUUAUAGCCAAAACACGAUGAAAAAAUGUAUUUAGAUUUAGGAUCAACCACAAGAGGAAGAGGAAACACUCAGCAGCUGAAUACUGACUCAUUUUGUGCAGCUCUUAAUUACAGAUGAAUGCUUUUAAAAGGCAUCCACAGUGGAUUAUUGUAAUUACAUGUUGGUAAUCACAUUUCUUGAUGUGUUUUUCGUCAUAUUUACUAUUAAGUGGUAGUGCUUUUGGCUCACCGGCCAGCUGUAAAAUAUGAAUCAGUGUUCGGUUGCUGCAGGAACAUUGUUGAUGUCUUGUAGUAUUCUCCUUAACAAUUAAUUAACCAUUCUGACCUCGAGAUUAGACAGAUGUUAAAAAAAAAAAAGUAUUUGUGCCCUCUGAUAAGAAAUUCACCUCUGCCAAUCCUCAUGAGGCUUCUCUUCUCCAUCAACUCUCCUAAUCACUGUUUGUGUAUGUGCUUUACAUCUGAUCUGACACACACAGAGCCUGACUGUAUUUAACAGGAGGUCUUUACUUUGCGAUGGGGCUUUUUUUUCUUGGCUUGUCCAGCCUUUGACUAAUGCUGUUCAAACUUCAAAACCAUCCGCUGCAGGGGGAAUAGGGGCUUAUGAGUAUUUCCAGCUAAAGUGCAGAAGAGGCCACUAAAUAUGGUGAUCAAGUACAGUAGUAGUCUGGUCGUAAUCCAUCACAGUUUGUCAUUAUUCAUCGCAAUGUGUGAAAAGUUGUUUAGACUCCCAUGUUUAGGAGCUGCUCUGUUUCAUAGUGCCUUGAUGCACUUUGUUUUGGAACGCAUCGGCUGUGUAAGUGUAGAGGUACUGUAUAGCACUCUGAGAGUGGCUUCAGAAGCUACAGCAGACUGAAGCUGUUGGCUGUAGAACUAGUUUAUUUCUGCCCUCGUGGCUGUCAUUGCUGUUCUACUCUAGAGCCUCGUGCUUGUCAUCUUAUGGAGUUACUAUACUGUUCCUUUACAAAGCCAUGUAUAGAGCUAUGAUACACUAUCGGUAUACAGCCACUUAACUGGCCAUAAAGUGUUUUUUUAGGGCCACCUGACUCCUAUAGUUCUGCCUGGUUCGUAUGUAUUUGUGUGUGGAUGUAUGUGUGUUAGUUUAAAAACCCUCAAAGGGAACGUCUUUUAAAUGAGAGUGUGGGAGAUCACAGUUGUGCUAGCAUAGCUGUUUUUUCCUGUUUCUGUGUUGCAACAGAUAAAAUCCAGUAUUGUGGUGGAGGAGAAAAAAAUGGAUUUUACCGAAAACAAAAAGAUGCAUCUAUUACUAUCAGUCUGCUUAAAUAUUAAUAUAAAGGAUCAGAGGUGAAAGAAUGUGUAGUUCAUCAGUGUUUUCUGUUCAAAUGCAGCAAAGUUAACAAUGCCUCUCUAAAUGCCUUAGUGUUAUACAAUGUGGAGCUCUGAUAUCCCACAUGUAGUCUGUUUCACACACUCAAAUGGAUCUCAGAAUCCUCCCUCCGCUGGCUUUUCUUGGUGUUAUGCAGUAAGUAUGGUGAGCUCUGGUUUAGCAUUUCUCCCUCUCAGUAAUCAUCAGUUAUGAACCUAAGCCUGUUUAAUUACAUACUCCAGAGUCAGUAGGAGUUUCUCAAUUUUAAAAGCAUCUGACCUUUGAUGUUUAGGUGGGAUGACUCGCACAAGAAUCUGAACCUUCAACACACACUCAAUUGUAGGUACUAUUUGAUUUGGCAAAUCAUGCUGGUACAGUAACUGCAGCUCAGCUCUGAAUACACAGGAGAAAAUCAUUUUUGACUGUUACAGGAACUAAAAUUGAUGAUAACUAUAUCUAAUUUGGCUCUUCUUUUAGUCUCCGCUGAUGCUUGAUGCAGUUUUACUUUCCUGGCAUUCAUUUGUCUCUGUCCUGUGCCAUUAUACCUCUCUGUAUUUCACUAUUUCCACUGUCUGUAAAUUUACGCUACACGUGCCUGUGGAAAUGUACCCCCAGCGACUUUCUCUCUUUUCCUGGAUCUGUAUGGUCUCACACAUUCUGAAUAAGUAGGCCUAUACUUUGUGCACCUGCACUGAGAAAUUAUGCACACACACACCUGUGAGGAAACAUGUAAUGACACUUAUUCAUGCCCAGCUGGGGGGAUGUCAAACACAGGACAGAAGUGAGGCAGUGAGAGACGUCACUCCCCAGGUGUUUUCUGCGAGUGGGCAGGAUGUCAGAGGAAAGCUCAGGGAGUGGGUUUCCACAGAGCAGCACGGGCCUGUUAAACGGAGGGUCGUGUCAAUGGACACACGCAUCUGAUUUCUCUGCUUUGACAAUUUUACUUUUGCCAAAAAAAAAGAAAAGAGCAUAAAAACUAAGAAAAACAGAAAAUUGGGCCAGCUUGGGCAUGAGAGGGAGGGGUCAGCUUUAAAACAUCACCUAAAUAAAAUAAGUGAAGGAGGGUUUUCCUGAAGCGCCCUCCCCACCCUCGCUGCAUCUGUGUUGGUGCAUCUCUGUGGGAAAGACACGUACGUAUGUGAUUCUGUAGUCUGUAGUCUGGUGCUAUGUGACCAUGUUUGUGAAAAAACAUUUAGAAAAAAAAAACGUAAAAUCAGUUGAACUUAAAGUGAAGUAAAAAAAAAAAAAAAAGCACAGUUUUAGAUCUGACGUAAAAAUGUU
Molecule: messenger RNA, 6669 nt
Organism: Menidia menidia (Atlantic silverside)
Lineage: Eukaryota; Metazoa; Chordata; Actinopteri; Atheriniformes; Atherinopsidae
Source: the annotation of a GenBank genome assembly